AUGUCCUUGUUCGAGGCGGGUUUGACUAUGAGGGCGACGCCGUGGUCAGUCCUGCAGAGCUUGAGCCAUGCGACGAGACCCGCAACACGUUUGCCAAUAGCUCUGUGGAAACGGACGUUUUCCUCGUCAGCAUGUCUGCAACUGCGCACGAGUGAGCUGGCGGACACCAGCCUCAAGAGCAUAAAAGUGGACCCGGAUAGACUCUGGGACACGAUCCAUUCCACGGCGAAAUGGACGGAGCCGAAAAGCUCCCCUUCGAUCAAAGAGGACAUCAGAACGGCCGGCCUCUCGCGACUGACUUUGGGCAAAGAGGACAGACAAGCCAGAGACUGGUUCGUACAGACGACCGAGUCUCUAGGGUGCAAGACAUACGUCGAUCAAAUCGGCAACAUCUUCGCCAUUCGGCCAGGACUAAACAGUGACGACAACGGUCGUGUUCCGGCCACAUUUGCGGGAAGUCACCUCGACUCUCAGCCCAGCGGGGGCCGGUUUGAUGGAGUGCUGGGUGUCGCCGCGGGGGUCGAGAUGUUGAGAGUUCUCAACGACAAUUGGAUCGAGACUGAGGGCCCUGUGGGCGUGGUCAAUUGGACGAACGAAGAAGGGGCCAAAUAUCCCAUCAGCAUGAUGGGCAGCGGAGUCUGGGCUGGUCGCGUAUCCUUGGAAGAUGCAUGGAACUUGAAAAGCGUCCAUCCCGUCUCGGAAGUGACUACAGUCAAACAGGAGCUGGAAAGCAUAGGGUACUUGGGCAGCAUACCGGCCAGUCACAAGAACGGUGUUCGGAUAGGUGCGCAUUUCGAGCUUCACCUCGAACAAGGGCCCAAGCUGGAGGUCGCACGACAAGCAAUCGGUGUGGUGGAGGGUGUUCAGGCCUACAAAUGGUUCACGGUGACGAUCAAAGGACGAGAAUCCCAUGCUGGGACGACGGAUUUUGCCAAUCGCGCGGAUGCUUUGUACUCGGCAGCAACGUUCAUCACUAUGGUGAGAGAGGUGGCUCGGUCGCUCGGCGGCCUUGCUUCUGUCGGAAUGCUCGCCGUGUCUCCCAGCAGUGUAAAUACUGUGCCUGGCGAGGUCCGGUUGAGUCUCGAUAUCCGGCAUCCUUCAGACAAGGCUCUAAAUGAGAUGCUAAAGACGAUCCAAGGCAUUUGUCGGCAGAUAGAGUCCAACGCCGAAAACACCUCCGGUGGAAGAACCCACCUCACAAGGAUCACCAUCGACAUGAAGGAAGACUUUGCCAGCAACGCCGUCAAAUUCAGCCCCGAAGCCAUCCGAUGCGUGGAGCAAUCUGCCACGGAUUUGCUGGGCGAGGCAACGAAAUUCCAGAGAAUGACCAGUGGUGCUGGCCAUGAUAGUGUCUGUACCAGCAUGCAUUGCCCUACAGCCAUGAUAUUCAUUCCGUGUAAGGAUGGAAUCAGCCACAACCCAAGCGAGUGGUGCGAGAAGGAAGAUUGUGCCAUCGGUGCCAACGUUCUGUUGCAUUCGGUCUUGAGGAUGGACAGGCUGCGGAAGGAAAGGGGCGAGUUCGAAUAG
Molecule: messenger RNA, 1527 nt
Organism: Capronia coronata CBS 617.96
Lineage: Eukaryota; Fungi; Ascomycota; Eurotiomycetes; Chaetothyriales; Herpotrichiellaceae
Exons: 1
Coding region: 1-1527 (508 amino acids)
Molecular function (GO): hydrolase activity, acting on carbon-nitrogen (but not peptide) bonds, in linear amidines
Source: RefSeq, a predicted model, not a curated record